GCGAUUGGUGAACGUGGACGCGGGGCGGAGCCUGGGGUGGUGCGUGUGCACAAGUAGGUCACGUACCUAAGUGCGACCUCCGCUCUUGGCAUUUGUGCCAUGGCGGUCUCUCUCCUCCUGCGGGGAGGACGGAUCCGGGCGCUGAAGGCUGUGCUCCUGGAGGCAAGGGUGUUCCCGGGAGAACUGGUUUCUGUAGUGAGGCUGUCUACAGAGUCAGAGAAGAGUGCAAAGGAGAAAGAGCUACAUCCCAAGACACAAAGUGUGCUCAAAGAUGUGGGAGCAGAGGAGAGGGGCAAGCUCCUAACCGCGCACACAGCAGCGGCACUGUCCAAAAACUCACCUCCACCCAGUUCUUACCCAUCAGUGGAGAACACAGGUGGGGCUGUGGCAGGCCCGCACCCUGGCGGCAGCCUGCUGCCCACAGAUGAAGGGCUUCCGAAGCAUUUGUCAAGAAAGACUUUGGUAGCGUUUCCUCAGAAAGUUAUGCCUCCACCCCAAGCACGGGGUUCUGACUCAAAGGCUCAGGGGCACGUGCAGAAAGUGACAAACGAUUCAUCUUCAUCUUCCUCAUCCAGCUCCUCAGAUUCAGAUUCUGAUGGGGAGGAACAUGACUCAGACCGUGCUCCCCGAGUGGCAAGCAAAGGCAAGGCAGGGUCUUCCAAACCGGAGGCCUCCCGGCCCUUGACGACUGGAGCCCCUAAAAUCACAGUUUCUGCAAAAGAGAAGGCCAAGGUCCAAAAGCCACCCACAGAUGUCACCUACCCAGAGAAGACCCUGCAGCCUAAGAAGAAAUGGACCAAGCCUGUAGAAGACAGCAAAGAAGCCAGGUCCAAGCCCGUGACAUCCAGGCCACAGUCCAGUGAGAUGUUGGAGCAAAACGUGAAGGAAGAACACCAACGGGGGAAACCGAGACCAGACAAGACAGGAAAGGAAAGCGCAAAGCCAUGUGAAGCUGAAGGAAUCUUACCCAGCCACGGGAAAGUCAGAGUACCCACACAGCCCACUAGUGGGCCAGUGCCCACAACGCAAAUACAAGAGGCCAGUGCAGAACAUCCGCCAGCCGUUGCCCCCAGGAAGGGAGCUAGAUAUCCGGAACCAAAAGUGCCAGAGCCCGGAUGGAAGACCUCUUCUCCCCUGCUCAGAAAAGAAAGCGCAGAGAAGCAGGUGCCAGAAGGAGGCUCCCAGGUCCAGGAGGUCUUGGAAGAUCAGAAACCAGUGAGCUAUUCGAAGACACUUCCUGUUCAGGAGAAAGAUACUGUUGAAGAGAGUGCCAGACCACAUCUGGAGGGGAGGUUCCAGGUGGCAGUCGAAGCCCCACCCACUGAUGCAGUCCUACCCCAGGAAGCCCCGGCCGACACACAGGAGCCCGAGCCGACUGACACCACCACCUACAAGAACCUGCAGCACCAUGACUACAACACAUACACCUUCCUGGACCUGAACCUGGACCUCUCCAAAUUCAGGCUGCCACAGCCGUCUUCAGGACGAGAGUCACCUCGGCACUGAGCUCAGCUCAGGGUAGACCCCGAUGUUGGUUCCCAUGAAUCCUUGCCUGUGAGAAUAAAAGGCAGAGUCACAAA
Messenger RNA from Mus musculus (house mouse), 1580 nucleotides. RefSeq names its product NADH:ubiquinone oxidoreductase core subunit V3 (gene Ndufv3). The transcript has 4 exons. The coding region runs from base 100 to 1506 and encodes 468 amino acids. The record is from RefSeq and is marked validated. Lineage: Eukaryota; Metazoa; Chordata; Mammalia; Rodentia; Muridae. Gene Ontology annotation, cellular component: mitochondrial inner membrane; mitochondrion; respiratory chain complex I.